UUGGAAACGUUAAUGUUUAACUUUGUGUUCAAUACUACCCUUUUUGAGGUGCAGUGUCUCUUUUCCCCAGUAUGUGACGCUGUUGUAUCAACUUCUUUAAAAUAUUUUUUUUUCAAUGACUGCUGCUCACUGCACUUUUAAUAGACCAGUUUAACCUGUAGAGAAAAGUUCGGAAUUAUUUUUAGGGGUAAUCAAAAAUGUUCAGUAUGAUGGUUUUCACUCGUUUUAAGUGACAAUAGACUGGAUAGGCUUAAUUAAGGACAAAAACCUUUGAAAAGAUACCAAAAAAUAAACCCAGAUACCACCAAAUAAACUCGGACAAACUGUGCGCUUUUGCCUAUGUCCCACGUUGGUGGAGUGAGGGAGUGGUGGUGGGUGUGUCUGUGCUCUAUAAAUGCCAUAUGCGCGUUCUCCAGGUGUCACAACGGGAUUUAACCAUUUCCAUCUUCCCAAAUCUACAGAUAUUUUAGCGGGACAUGACACUCCUUAUCAACUUAACCGUAUUGCUGGUUAUUGCCUGCAUAUCUCAGCAGCUUAUGGUGGCUAACUGUCAAGGAUCCAAAAAAAGGGGGAUGAAGAAGAAAGAAAAAGAGGAACCAAAGGACGGAGAGCAACCAAAGCCCCACGUCCAAUCUCCAGAGAAGAAAGACAGCAGCCCCAAAGGAAAUGUGUUCAAGGGCAGAUUCUCCGCCAAAGGCAAAAUGCAAUGCACUUGGGUUGCGACAGGUGACAAUGACUUUGUGCUUAGCGUGAACUGCAAAAAAGGGCAAACAAGUUUUGACUGCGAAUAUGUGGCCAAACCAGCCACUUGCCCUGGGUACGGGUCCAACACCAAAGCCUAUUGGAAACAGAUUGCGCGCGCUCUAAAUAAAAAUAAGAAAUUAUGCUUCGACUCCACGGCUUUAAUAAAAGCAGGUAUGUGCAGAAAAGCUCCCAAGGACGCACAUUUCAAACUUAACAAUACACCCAGAGAUAUUGUUGUUACACUUCCAAGGACUACGAUUCAGCCGCGUUCUUCUCCCUCUGCCUCUUCAUUGGGUGCCAAAUCUUGCGCAGUUGAUCAAAAGAGACUGGCAGAAGAAUAUUGCGCGUCUUCCUGGUCGAGUUUGUGUACUUUCUUUUUUACCAUGGUCCAGAAUGAGGAUUGUUGAGAGUAAAAUGAAUGAAUUUAAAUGUCCUCUCUCCCACAUUGAUUUUGUCAUAAACAAAUGAACACGUGUUGCUACUCCUCCUGAAGAUGUAUGCAUUUUGAUGGAUUGUGAUGGAUAUUUUAUUUAACCGAGUUUCAAGACUGAUUGUCUCAUAUCAUCCAUACCAAUUGUCCCUUUGAAAUAUUUUUGCCAUGUGUUGUAUUCAUUGUAAAGCUACAGUACUUAAUAAAUAUGUGUUGUUCUAUGUA
Molecule: messenger RNA, 1399 nt
Organism: Coregonus clupeaformis (lake whitefish)
Lineage: Eukaryota; Metazoa; Chordata; Actinopteri; Salmoniformes; Salmonidae
Product: fibroblast growth factor-binding protein 1-like
Exons: 2
Coding region: 477-1151 (224 amino acids)
Biological process (GO): cell-cell signaling
Molecular function (GO): growth factor binding
Source: RefSeq, a predicted model, not a curated record